Messenger RNA from Dovyalis caffra, 1542 nucleotides. The record is from the annotation of a GenBank genome assembly. NCBI's taxonomy places the organism in Eukaryota, Viridiplantae, Streptophyta, Magnoliopsida, Malpighiales, Salicaceae.
AUGCCAUCUACGUAUUUUUCAAGGCUGAGGAGUGCGUUUCAGAAUGGGAUUCAAAGAUCAGGAGUUGGACAAGGAGGUGUACUGCAAGAUUUUGAGAGUCUGAUUGGGCAAGGGAAGUUUCGAAUCUGCAAUUAUAGGUUAUUUCAUUCUGUAUGUGUUGCAUCACUUACGGAUUUACAACUACUCUUGAGACCUGGUACCGUCGUUGCUGCUAGUUCUGAUUCACUGGUAGUUAACCGAAGAAGGAAUAUAUCUGUUGUUGGGGCACUUUCUCGUACAUUUUCUGUACCCUCUGUAUCAGGCCCUUCGUUUCAGGUUUGUGGCUAUCACAUAGAUCGUGCCCUUUGUGAAAACAAUCAAAUUUUGGUCAGUGGGAAGUCUUACAAUAAGCUGAUGGCUGCUAGUGCCUCUAGAGCUGUAUUUGGUGAGUGUUUAUUCGAAAAUCUGACUUCAAGGGGUGGGCAUCUUCCCUUGUCGACAAACAAUCUUAGCACCUCUUAUGGAAGCAGUAAUUCCCAGGGUUUCAGAAAGGCUAGCAUGAGUUUGAAAAACCAAGAGCAACCUACCAAUUCUCCAAUUUAUGGAUAUUUUAUCUACAAUGUUGCAAAGAGGUGGUGUAACUUUUCUCCAUACAUGGAGACAGGAUUUAGAGAUUACCAAAGUUCAUCGCAUUCAUGCUUUGCAGCUGGAACUGCCCCUGAUGUGACCUAUGAGAAUUCUACCCGUGAGGAACAGCUUGAAGGUUCUGCUUCAUCGGAACAAAAGAUUUCAACAGGCAAAAUGCUCGAGCUACUCUCGGGAUCAUGCUACCUGCCCCAUCCUGAUAAAGAAGAGACUGGUGGAGAGGAUGCCCACUUUAUUUGUACAGAUGAACAAGCUGUUGGUGUAGCUGAUGGUGUGGGUGGUUGGGCUGAUCAUGGUGUUGAUGCUGGGCAAUAUUCUCGGGAGCUUAUGUCUAAUUCAGUUAGUGCAAUUCAAGAGGAACCCAAGGGUUCAGUUGACCCAGCUAGGGUCUUGGAGAAAGCUCACUCUAGCACUAAAGCCAAAGGUUCCUCAACAGCAUGCAUCAUAGCACUCACAGACCAGGGUCUCCACGCAAUCAAUCUAGGGGACAGUGGAUUUAUAGUGGUUCGAGAUGGAUGCACCGUCUUCCGAUCUCCUGUGCAGCAGCAUGAUUUUAAUUUCACCUAUCAACUUGAGAAUGGAAACAAUGGUGAUCUGCCUAGCUCUGGCCAGGUUUUCACAAUUCCUGUUGCUCCUGGAGAUGUUAUAAUUGCUGGAACAGAUGGAUUGUUUGACAACUUGUACAACAAUGAAAUUACUGCAGUGGUGGUUCAUGCCAUGAGAGCUGGCUUAGAGCCUCAGGCAACAGCUCAGAAAAUAGCUGCAUUAGCACGGCAACGAGCUCAAGAUAAAGACCGGCAAACUCCAUUCUCCACUGCUGCACAAGAUGCUGGAUUUCGCUAUUAUGGUGGCAAGCUUGACGACAUCACUGUUGUUGUUUCAUAUAUUACCAGCUCUGAUGAUAUUUUGGAGUCCUAG